AUGAUGGAAGCUUGUCAGCUGCGUGUCGAAGAACUUCGUCGUCGUCUGGAUGAAUCGCUGACGGCUUUUCAACGCUCGGCGUCGUCUCAAUAUGGUAGACAUCGAGCUCUUCACAUAGUGCGACAGAACAGCACCGAGACAUUCAUCGAAAUCAACAUUGUGGUUACUCCAUCUUGUUCCUUACAGCCGGGAGCGCGUUCGCGUUUUGAUCGCCUUCUGGCUGCAUCGCCUUUGAACGUGAUUUGUGGCGGUGACGGUAUUACGGAUGUUCCUGCAAGCCCUGCGGAUUCUACGGACUCAGGAAUUGUUCUCUCACCUCCAUCUUCACCGUAUACUAGCGACAAUCAGCAGGCUCCAUUCUACCCUUAUUCAGAGCAAAGCUGUUUAAGAAUGCGGCAGCGUUCUGCAAGCGAAAGCGUUGGUUGUAACGGGUUCGUGCUGAAAAGCAUUCUGAAAAAGCCUUAUCGUGUUGAUAGGUUAUCGAGAUCAAUUUCGGAGUCUCAGAAUUGCCACACAGAAUUUCCACAUCUGUCGCUUUUAGUAGAAUCGACUACAGAAGUCGAUGGAGGUGGCAAUCACACUGAUCAUGAGAGUCCAAACGUUAGACAACGAGAGAAGCGUGUUUCCUUCAGCGAGAAAGUACAGGAGCGUCGUUUCCGAAGUGGGCAGUGCAUUCUUGCCGCAGCUAAAAAAAACGAGAGAAAAAGGGCUUGUAAAAAGAGGAAGGAGGAAAGGCGGCGUAGUCUUAGUGGGGCCAGUGAUGAUAAUUCCGCUCUUGAAGAGAGUUCAGAUGGUCCUGGGUUUGACGUGCAAGGAAAGCCAGGUCAUCGUACACAACGUGAAGAUAGUGGUUUUGUUGAUGGCGACGAAAAUGAUUGUAGAGAUGAUAGUAAGGAAUCGUCAGUUUCCACGAAUGAAGGAAAUGUGAUUAAUUCUGAAGGUCAUCGGAAAAAAGAUCAUGACUCUUCAGAAGGAAGCGAUCGUCGUGUUUGCUGCUGCUUUUCCACUGCCGGACAAUACUGUAACUCUAUAUGGAAACCAUUUCUACAUCUACCGAAUCUGAACAGCGAAGAGGUUGUUCUUUUAAUAACUGGUGUUAUCGUCAUAAUAGCUGUAUUCUAUGGCCUUAAUAACAUAAUAAAAUUUGCCACUGCUGAAUGGGGAGCAGAGGUGACAAUUAAUGGUUUGGAUAAGCAUGUUUCAUUCGAGCUCAACAUUGGAAUUAUCAAGUUGCUGAACUCGUAUACGGUCGGACUCUACUUCUGUAUUUAUCCUGUGCUUCUUGGAUUACUUGACCUUAAUCGAUUGUGGUACAUGUCGAUGCGUUCUUCUGCGUGUCGUACCGCUCAUACAUUUGUUUCUAUGAGCGCCACAUUUCUUUCCGUCAUUCCGGUCACAAUGUUUCUUUUCCCAAGUGUUGAAGAUCAUCAAAAUUAUCUCGGUUUUCAGUUUUGCAUCCUACUGUAUGUUGUGUACUCAAUCACAGCGCUCGUACAGGAAAUAGCGCCAUUUUUUAUCGGUCGAAACAAUGACACUCCUGUUUGGACCGCCACACUUGCGGAAAAGCCUAUGCUAAAUGAUAACAGUGAAAGCGAACAACUUUAUACUGCCAAAUCUGAAACCGUAGUGGAAACUGCGGAUGCUCUCCGAGUCACGCCAAGGCCGUUUGUUCUUGAUAACCUUGGUGAAGGUGUGCUUUCAUUGGAGAACUUAUGUGCGAGCGACUGGAUCACAUUAAGGAUUCUGGUCUCAGCACCUCGAACAUAUACUGUCUAUCCACAAAAGGUUAUCAUUCCGCCGCAACGUAAUGCAACCGUCACGGUUCGACUUCGAAAUGACGUUGAACAAUCGUCGUCACGGGAGGCCGGAUUAAUGUUACAAUGGGCAAGUGGAGUUGACAAUUUCGGUAUGGUGUUCCCGAUCGGACGUUACAUUCCAAUAGGAGGGCACUAG
Molecule: messenger RNA, 1953 nt
Organism: Angiostrongylus costaricensis
Lineage: Eukaryota; Metazoa; Nematoda; Chromadorea; Rhabditida; Metastrongylidae
Source: the annotation of a GenBank genome assembly